Messenger RNA from Gossypium arboreum, 2156 nucleotides. Its product is annotated as phosphatidylinositol/phosphatidylcholine transfer protein SFH12-like. The coding region runs from base 25 to 1758 and encodes 577 amino acids. The transcript is spliced from 13 exons. The record is from RefSeq and is a predicted model, not a curated record. Lineage: Eukaryota; Viridiplantae; Streptophyta; Magnoliopsida; Malvales; Malvaceae.
UCAUCAUAUCGGCAUUGAUCAGAUAUGGAGCUGAAGCAAUCAGGGUCUGUUAAGAAGGCAGCAAGGAGUGCAUCCAAUAAAUUCAGGAAUUCACUUUCAAAGAGAGGUAGGAGGAGCAGUAAAGUAAUGUCUAUUGAAAUAGAUGAUGAUAUUGAUGCAGAGGAGAUGCAGUCUGUUGAUGCCUUGCGUCAGGCACUUAUAUUGGAGGAAAAGUUACCUGCAAGACAUGAUGAUUAUCAUACGUUGCUAAGGUUCUUGAAGGCCAGAAGAUUUGACAUUGAGAAAUCAAAGGAAAUGUGGACUAAUAUGCUCCAAUGGAGGAAGGAAUUUGGUACCGACACAAUUAAUGAGGACUUCGAGUUCAAGGAGAAGGCGGAAGUGUUGAAAUAUUAUCCUCAGGGGUAUCAUGGAGUAGAUAAGGACGGACGACCAGUGUAUAUAGAAAGACUAGGCCUUGUAGAUGCUUCCAAGCUCAUGCAAGUCACCACCAUGGACCGCUAUCUCAAAUACCAUGUAAGGGAGUUUGAGAAGACCUUUAGUGUUAAGUUUCCUGCUUGCUCGAUUGCAGCCAAGAAGCACAUUGAUCAAAGCACAACAAUCUUAGAUGUACAAGGAGUGGGUCUUAAGAGCUUCACGAAAGCUGCAAGGGACCUUGUAGGUAGCCUUCAGAAGAUUGAUGGUGAUAAUUAUCCUGAGACAUUGAAUCGCAUGUUCAUCAUCAAUGCAGGUUCUGGAUUUAGAAUGUUGUGGAACUCUGUCAAGUCUUUCCUAGAUCCUAAAACCACAGCCAAGAUUAAUGUUCUUGGCAACAAAUAUCAGAGCAAGUUGCUUGAAAUAAUUGAUGAAAGUGAGUUGCCAGAUUUUCUGGGAGGCACUUGCACUUGUGCUGAUAAAGGAGGUUGUAUGCUGUCUGAUAAGGGUCCAUGGAAGGACCCAGAGAUCAUUAAGAUGGUUCAAGGUGGUGCACAUAAAGGCUCAAAGAAAUCACAGGAUGAAAGCACUGAAGAGAAAACGACAUCAGAGGAUAAAACUGAGUCCCCAAAGUCUAUGCCGGCUAGUGAAGCCGUGGCUGCUGAGCCAGUUCCAGAUGCACCAAUUAAACAAUCAGACAAUCCUGUUGAGCAUUCAGAACCCCCUCCCGUACAGGAAAUAUCACAGGUCCAAAAGAGCCCAAAUGAAAAUGUUGUCGCAGUGGUUAAUGAACCCGUGAUGGAUUUGGCAUUGACGAAACCAGAGCAAAAUGGAAAUUUUGCUCCUCUACAGAGAGAUUCUUUUAGUAAGCAGGCAAGUCGCAAGCACCCUGAUGGGGCUAGCUCUCAUGUUUUCAAUGGUGUGAUGACCUUUGUUAUGGGAAUAGCCACCAUGGUGAAAGUGACACGCAACAUGCCAAGAAAGGCCGGCGAUGACAAGACCGACUCUAGUCCGGCUGAAGGCAUUGGCACAAAGGUUAAGAGCACGGAAGGUCCGGCCAAGUUAACACCACCACCAUCACCAGCCAUCUCCCAAGAUGAGUUGGCGUCAGUCAUGAAACGUAUGGCUGAGUUGGAGCACAAACUAUCUGUUGUCAACAGGCAAAGUACAACAAUGCCCCCUGAGAAGGAAGAAAUGUUGAAUUCUGCACUAACCCGGGCUGAUGCCUUAGAACAAGAGCUUAUGGCAACCAAGAAGGCUCUAGAAGACUCAUUUGCACAACAGCAGGAGCUCGUGGCUUAUAUUGAGAAAAAGAAAAAGAAGAGGAGGACUUUAAUAUUUUGGUGAUGAAUGAGAUGCUGUAAGCUGACACAGGUGCUCAGGAAAGAGGUGGUGGAAUAAUUUGUUUCUUUCAAGACCAAGCCACCCCACACCCUGCAAAUGCACUCUGGUCUCAUAAGAUGCUAAUCUCAAGUUUUGAUCAUUAUUAAUUGCCCCGCAAGGAUCAAUUGUAUUGUACAAAUAUACAUAUAUAUAUAUAUAUAUAUACCUAUCGCCUGGCAUGAGCUCGACACUCAACUGUUUAUUUUCAUUUUUAUCUGCCCUGUUUAGAAAACCAGUGGUUACAAAGCAAGGAAAUGAAACUUUCCUGGAAACAUGCAGCGGAAUUUAAUUAUGUAGUCAGUGUUAAUCUGCAUUCUUUUAUUCCUAGUAUCUGUUAUAAAACAUUAUGGGAAGUUAUAUAA